AUGCCGGGGGAUAAGGAAGAGCCAGGAAGAAUCGGAGACGGAGGUCAGCGUAGGAAAGAAGAAACGAAAGAGUUGAGAAAAACAGCAGAAGGAAAGGAAGAGAUAGGAAAAGCGGACAAAGGGGUGAGAAGAGGCAGACCGACUAACGUAGAGGCGCUGAAGAGAGAAAAGAGUUUAAGUACAGGAAAUAUGCCAAGCAUAGAGAAAAUUUGGAAGCGGAAGAGAGGAGCGGAUCAGGGGGAGGAGGAGGGGGGAGAAAGAGGAGCGGGAGACCCUACACAAGUAGAGGGGUGGAUUUUUAGAGAAAGUAACCUAAUAGAGAGAUCCCCUGAAAGGAAAAAGGAGAAAACGGAGGAAGAAGGAGGAAUUGGAGAAUUAAAAGAGAUGAUGAAAAAGUUAGGAGAGGGGCAAAAGGAGCUGGGAGAGAGGAUAGAAGCAAGCACAAGGACACUAGGAAUAGAAAUGAGAGAGGAGAUAGCAGGAAUAAAAGGAGAAAUAGGGAAGAUAAAGGAGGAAAUGAAGGAAAGGGAGGAUAACUGGCUGGAACAAAAAAGAGAUAUGCAAAAGAAAAUGGAAAGACUAAUGAAAAAAGUGGAGGAAAUAGAAAGAGGGGAAAAGGAGAAAGAAAACAAUAACUGGAGAACAUUUGAAGAGAAAAUGAAAAGAUGGGAGAGGGGAGCAGAAGAGCAAAGAAAGGAGAAGAAUGGAGGAGAGGCGGUAGCAAGCAGGCUGAGAGAACUAGAGAGGAAAUGGGAGAGGAAAGAAAAAGAGGAAAGGAGAAAGAACAUAAUAAUUAAAGGGAUAAAAGUGAAGAGAGAAGCGAUGAAGGAGAGAGCAGAAGAGAUAAUGAAGCAGAUUGGAGUACAAGACGCAAUAGAGGAAGUAAAGCCAGUAGGGUAUACGGAAGGGGGGAGAGAAGUAAAUAUGGUACAGCUAAGACUGAGGUCCUUGGAGCACAAGAGAAUCGUGAUGAUGAAGAAGAAAGCACUGAGGGGGGGAGAGGAAAGAAUAGAAGAGGACCUGACAUGGAAGGAAAGGAGGAUACAAUGGAAGAUAAGAAAAAUCGCAAAGGAAGAAAGGGAAAAGGGGAGAAACGUAUGGGUGGAUUACGGGAAAAUAAGAAUAGAAGGUAAAUGGUGGAGGUGGGAUGAGGAGACCGAGACGUUAAAGGAUGGAGGUGGGAAAGAGUGGCACGGAAAACAGGGAGAGGCGAGUAAGACGGGGGAAGAGAACUGA
Messenger RNA from Osmia bicornis bicornis, 1236 nucleotides. RefSeq lists its product as uncharacterized. Bases 1 to 1236 code for a protein of 411 amino acids. The transcript has a single exon. The record is from RefSeq and is a predicted model, not a curated record. NCBI's taxonomy places the organism in Eukaryota, Metazoa, Arthropoda, Insecta, Hymenoptera, Megachilidae.